AUGGCUGUUUUGAUCUGGGUCGUCUUUCUGUUGGGUAUACUUCAGACAUCAGCCCAAGACCCUGAGUAUGACCUAAUAAGGGAUCAGGACUCGUGCCCGGUGGGAGUGUACUUUGCGCUGGACACCUCUGAGAGCGUGGCGCUGCGGGACUACCCGUGGGGCAGCCUGGUGGAGAAACUAAAGAUCUUCGUUACAAUGUUUUCGAGACGCCUGGAGGCCUCAGCGAUUAAAUCCGAGGGGGUUCAGUGGACCUAUGGAGGUCUUCACUUCUCCGACCACGUGGAGGUAUUUAGCCCGGUGACCUCCGAUGUGACCUCGUUCCUACGCGAGACCGCCAAGGUGCGCUACAUUGGCCGAGGCACCUUCAUUGACUGCGCCCUGAGGAAUGUGACGGAGCAGGUGAGGAGGUCACCGGGCGGGAAGCCGCGUCUACAGUACGCUGUGGUGUUAACGGACGGACACAGCACGGGCAGACCCUGCGGAGGGGUCCAGCAAGCCGCCGAAGCUGCCAGAGCAGCGGGCAUCCGGCUGUUCGUGGUGGCAACCGAUGUGGAGACCUCCGAAGGCGAUCUUAAACAGAUCGCCAGCUCACCCGCAGAGCUCUACCGCAAGGAUUACAUGGUCUUCCCUGACGAUCGACGACAGGCUGCCAUCGACAGGAUCGUUGACACAAUAGUCAGAGAUGCUGACUUCGAGGGGGCGAAGGGAAGCACUGGCGGCAUCGGGGAUCCCGGAGCUGCAGGGCCAACGGGAGAUGCUGGUAUUGAAGGUCCGAUUGGUCUGCCUGGUCCAAAGGGACGAUCAGGAUCCCCCGGCUAUAAUGGCAUCGAUGGGGAGAAGGGAAAGCGUGGAACCAUCGGCACGGCCGGCUGUAAGGGCGACUCUGGUAUGCCGGGUGACCCUGGACCUGCUGGUGAUUUCGGGUUCACGGGAGAAUCUGGGGAGCCCGGUGAAAAGGUGGUGUUCCUGGGCAAAGUGGCAGACCAGGUCCGCAGGGUCCUCGGGGGACUGAAGGGGAGAAGGCUCAGCCUGGACCAGCAGGACAGGCAGGGUGAAGAUGGCCCCGAGGGUGAACGAGGGCCCACUGGAGAACGAGGCCUCUCAGGGGUGACGGGUCCGCCCGGUUUUCCGGGAAUUAGGGGUGAAGUAGGGGAGGUGGGCAGAGGUGGUCCACAGGGUACCCCCGGCGAGCUAGGGGACUUUGGCAUACGAGGAGACAAUGGAGAUCCUGGUCCUACGGGAGACAGAGGAGAAUCUGGUUUGCCAGGACUUCAGGUACAUCAUCCUUCUCUGUCUGUCUGCUGGUCCUUAGGCUCCCGUCUGGGAGUAGUGCAGUAUAGCCACCAGGGGGCGCUGCAGGCGAUCCGCCUGGAUGACCAUGGGAUCACCUCAGUGUCCUCCUUCAAGGCCAAGGUCAAAGCCAUGGAGUGGAUUGCUGGAGGAACCUGGACGCCUUCGGCUCUCAAGUUCACCUAUGAGCAGCUGAUCGUGCCCGGGAGAAGAAAGGGCACAAAGGUAGUCGCCAUCGUCAUCACCGACGGCCGCUAUGACCCCAAAGACCUGGACAAUCUAGGGGGCCUGUGCAGCGGGGUGGAGGUGUACGGCAUCGCCAUCGGGGACAUGUUUGACACAGACGCUGAGAAGCAGGCUCUGACGCGGAUCGCUUGCAACGUGAGGGAGAGGGUGAAGACCCUGAGCGUGUAUGCCGAGCUCACGGCGGAGGAAUUCCUGGAGGAGAUCGAGCUGAUCCUCUGCCCAGAACCGGAAAAUAUCUGCCCAGACCUGAAGUGUGCCUCAGAUUUGAGUGUGGCUCCUUUGACACAGCGGCCGGUGGACCUGCUGUUCUUCGUGGACGGCUCGGAGCGGAUGGGGCCUGAGAACUUUGUCAGCGUGCUUCGUUUCAUCGAGCUACUCUCGCAUGAAAUCCCCCUCUCAACAAGGGAGGGAGACUACAAGGGGGCACGUUUUGCCGUGAUGCAGUUUGGUGGGGAACAAGAUCCAGACGUCCUCCUGGAUUUCACCGCUAAGCGCAGGUCCUUCACCAACCUUGUCUCCCGUGCCGUGUACCGCGACACUUCCUCCACUCUGGGAAGUGCCAUUCAAUUCGCGGCCAACAAUCUCGUGAAUCCUGGUGGUCGGUAUCGAGGUGUCCGCCCAGAUGCAGAGCUGUCCUUCGUUUUCAUUACAGAUGGGGUCACCAGUGACGUCGGCUUUGCUGAAGGCUUGGCAGCCAUGCGCAAGACGAAUGCUGUGGCCAUGGCUAUAGCAGCGGGGUCUGACACUGACCACGAGCGGCUGCUGCAGCUUGUCUUCAGAGACAAAUCGCUUGUAUUGAACUUGAAGAGUUACAAAGACCUCUCUCACCCCAGAGUCAUCAAGCAUAUUGCUCGCUGUUUGGGUUAACGUUGCAGGUCAAUGCUGUAAGCUUUGAAGCAUGCAUCGAGGGGCUUUAUGUAUAAUCUCGUGAUAGCAUGUAAAAUGAUGUAGCCAUGUGUGCCACUGUGUCUAUUCAACAACUUGAAUGUAGUGAUCACAGGGAUCAGGUAGGGGGGUGGGGGCGCUGGGGAAGUUCUGUUCGCCUAAACCAUGUUUUGCUGAUGUCGACGAAUAAACGACUUACUGGAUCUAUCUCUUCUCGAAGUGCAAUUGCUUUGAUAAUAAUCUUUUUUUUGUUGUAGACUUUGCAGCAUAGGCCUAUAGGUUAUGAAAUAAAUGUGGUUUGUAACAUGAUAUGCAAGAACCAUGGUAUCUAGCUAACAACAGUAAAAUGCAUUUCAUGCCUGCAUCACUGCAACUCAUUGCACCCUGCAGCCAGCCUGGACAGGGACAUGCCUCUGUCUAGUCAUUGCCUUGAAAACGUGAAAAUGCUCAGGCUCUGCUAUGUGUACGUUCU
Messenger RNA from Clupea harengus (Atlantic herring), 2893 nucleotides. RefSeq names its product collagen alpha-2(VI) chain-like. The transcript is spliced from 17 exons. Bases 1 to 2403 code for a protein of 800 amino acids. NCBI's taxonomy places the organism in Eukaryota, Metazoa, Chordata, Actinopteri, Clupeiformes, Clupeidae. The record is from RefSeq and is a predicted model, not a curated record.